AUGGAUUUUCAGCCAGUAGAAUUGACAGAUCUCGAAAGUGGUGGUAGUUUGCAGAUUCCGGAGACCAAAAACUUCCCACUUUUCCAAACGGUUGAUUGGAUAGAAGAAAGUCAGAAUGGAUCCUCCAGCUCAAUAAAAAGCGGUCCUGAGCUUUACUCCGAAACUAGAUGGGGCCAUUUGCGUCAUUGGAUAUGGCGACGUUUCCGUGAAAUUACCACACUCACCUGUAUUGCCCUUCUGCUAGGGUUUAUUGCAGGCUCUAUACAAGUGGUGACGGAGACUCUGGUAAAUUGGAAAUCGGGCCAUUGCAGCCGCAACUGGCUGCUCAACAAAUCUUUCUGCUGCGCAGGUCUCGAGAAAUCCCAGGACGUGAAGCGUCUCUUUGAUUCUCGCGAUGAGCUCAACUGUAUUAAAGACGGAAUAUGGAUAGAAAGAACCAAUCCAUUCUUGGAUUUCACCCUUUUCAUUUUACUCUCCUUGGUUUUCGCCGUUGCCAGCGGUCUCAUGGUGAAAUAUAUCGCCCCCAUGGCCACUGGGUCCGGUAUCUCUGAAAUUAAGGUUUGGGUCUCAGGGUUCAAAUACAAAGAUGAGUUUUUGAAUCUCAAAACUCUGGUAGUAAAAAGCAUGGCUCUACCUCUGGCAAUUUCCUCCGGACUUAGUGUAGGGAAAGAGGGCCCUUCUGUUCAUUACGCGACGUGCUGUGGUUUCGUUAUCACGAACAUGUUUUUCAAGCACAGCCUCAGCUUCUCGCACCAGUCAGAGUAUCUAAUAGCAGCUACAGCCGGUGGUGUGGCAGUGGCAUUUGGAGCCCCUAUAGGCGGCGUGCUUUUUGCUUUGGAAGAGAUGUCCACUACAUCUUAUUUCAACUUAUCUGUGCUUUGGAAGUCUUAUUAUGUUGCUCUAUGUGCGGUCGCUACUUUACAGUACAUGAAUCCUUUCAGAAAUGGUAAAAUUGUUCUCUUCGAAGUGACCUACGACAAUAUUUGGAAAUUUCAAGAGAUACCGGUGUUUAUUGCCCUGGGAGUUUUCGGUGGACUGUAUGGACUGUUGGUGAGCAACUGGAACGUUCGGUAUGUGAACUUCCGCAAAUAUUACCUUCAGAAGUACAGGAUUCAAGAAGUGGCUGUUCUGACUUUGAUUACUGCCUUGUUGUCAUAUUUCAACGAGUUUUUAAGACUGGACAUGACGGAAAGCAUGGGAAUAUUAUUUCACGAAUGCGUUGCGGACGACAGUGAUUCAAUGUGGACACAUAGAAUCUGUAAAUUGGAUUCCAACACCCAUGGAAGGGUCUUCAUACAAAUAUUUUUCUCACUGGUCAUUGCGACAGUGAUGCGGUCUUUGCUCAUAGUGAUUUCUUAUGGCUGUUCCGUCCCUGCUGGUAUUUUCGUUCCAUCGAUGGCGGUAGGGGCGAGUUUUGGCCGUGCGGUAAGUUUGAUUGUGGAGAGGUGGAUAACGGGUCCACAUACCAUCACACCUGGCACAUAUGCUUUCCUGGGUGCUGCUGCUACAUUGAGCGGUAUCACAAAUUUGACAUUGACUGUUGUCGUUAUUAUGAUAGAACUCACGGGUGCCUUUUCGUACAUUAUACCGUCGAUGAUUGUAGUGGCCGUUACGCACCUAGUUCUCGGGUCUAUUAGUGCGAAAGGAGGUAUUGCGGACCAGAUGAUUGUUGUGAACGGAUUUCCAAUACUUGAAAGUCUACAAGGAGAAGAAAGACACAUGGAAGGAUUCACUGCUCGCGACAUCAUGGCUAACCACAUCGCUUCUGUGCCAACUGAAAUUUCACUGGCCACUAUGGUUGACUUCUUGGAUAGAAACGACCAAUUUAAGCAAUACCCUGUGGUUGAGGAAGGGUCUGGUAUGCUCAUUGGUUAUCUAAAAAGAUCAACUCUGAGCCUUGAGAUAGCAGCAGCAGUGGAGAAUAAUGUCGAUAAUGCAGUCAAAAUUGUUUUCGAUGGCGAAGAUCGUCCCAACACUCAUUAUAAAGAGGAAACCAUUUACCUACAGCACCUUUUAAACCACUCUCCUGUUGUGGUUGCUGACCACUUCCCAGUGCAGCUGCUCCAUCACUACUUCCGAAAGCUGGGAUGUAAGUUUGUGGUUGUUGAGGCCAAGGGUCGUCCGCAGGGUUUGAUAACAAGAAAAGACCUUUUAAAAUUCGAGAGAUUCAAGCACAAAGAGGCUCACGGACCACUUUACUCCUUCGAUUCUGGAAUGGAGCACAAACUUUGGUCGACUAUUCGAGCUGUAUUUAAGCUGCCGGAAGAUCAAUAA
Messenger RNA from Lachancea meyersii CBS 8951, 2274 nucleotides. The record is from the annotation of a GenBank genome assembly. Lineage: Eukaryota; Fungi; Ascomycota; Saccharomycetes; Saccharomycetales; Saccharomycetaceae.